This is a messenger RNA of Suillus fuscotomentosus, 153 nucleotides long. RefSeq lists its product as uncharacterized. The transcript has a single exon. The record is from RefSeq and is a predicted model, not a curated record. The annotation marks the transcript as partial. NCBI's taxonomy places the organism in Eukaryota, Fungi, Basidiomycota, Agaricomycetes, Boletales, Suillaceae.
CUGAGAUCCUUUGCCUGUGGCAGCGAACAUGUGAUGACAUCGAUCUCUCCAUCUGGCUCGUCGGACACGGAAGUUUGGGGUUGGGGGCAGAAUGAGCACGGUAACUUGAGGCCGGAUCAUACAGAUGAUGUGCCGAAGCUCAUCAAGGUCUGG